This is a messenger RNA of Prorocentrum cordatum, 571 nucleotides long. Lineage: Eukaryota; Dinophyceae; Prorocentrales; Prorocentraceae. The record is from the annotation of a GenBank genome assembly.
CUAUGACAUGCAGAAAGAAUUGCCGCCUGUCUGGGUCAAGGACCUCAUGACGGAGGUAAGGGGCAUGAACACCAAUAUCGAGCGCAUCGAACAGUCGAUGGCGCAGGAGGUGCAGGAGUUUCGCGCAGCUCUUCAGAUCCACGACCAGAACUUGGCGCAGGUACAACAACGUCUCCUGGUGGUUGAGCAAGGAUCCACGGCUGCCAUCGCUACAGCAGUGGCGGCAGCCGUUGACGAGAAGAUUGCGGCCACCCCGUCUGACGCCCAGCAGAAAGUGGAGGACAUCGAGAAGAAGUUGAAGAUGAUAGCGACGAACAAGCCUGGUGGUGGGCCCGCUAGCAACAACCCGCACUUGGUGUCGACGCGCGAGCAGGAGGGCGCCUGCCGCUUGAUCCUGGCCAUCACUGAGGCCAUUGGCACGCGCUACGAGGUGGUCUCGAACGGCUUUGGCGGCGCGGUCUUCGUCUUAACCAAGCCAGAGUGCCCGUUGACGAUGGCGCAGCUGAAGCUGAACGGCGAUGAGGUGGAGCAUGAGAUAGCCGAGGCCGCUUUCUUGAGCCUGGGCCUCCAG